This is a messenger RNA of Condylostylus longicornis, 4758 nucleotides long. RefSeq names its product ABC transporter G family member 18-like. Gene Ontology annotation, molecular function: ATP hydrolysis activity; ATP binding; ABC-type transporter activity. The record is from RefSeq and is a predicted model, not a curated record. The transcript is spliced from 20 exons. Bases 256 to 4521 code for a protein of 1421 amino acids. NCBI's taxonomy places the organism in Eukaryota, Metazoa, Arthropoda, Insecta, Diptera, Dolichopodidae. Gene Ontology annotation, cellular component: plasma membrane.
GAACGAAACAUUCUCUAUUCGAAUACUUGGUGGAGUAUAAAAUAAAAUAUUUAAAUAAAUGUGUAUAAAAUAAUAUAAAAUCAAAACAUUAAAUAAAUAUUAAAAAAAUUUUUUUGAUGUGUAUAAAAAAUUAAAAAUUAAAAUAAACAAAACAAUAUUUAAAUCCUUAAAUGAUUUUAAAAGUUCUAAUUUAAGAAAGUUUUUCAAUCAUUAUAUUAUUUUAAAAAUAAAAAUUUUAUUUUUUAUUGAGUAAAAAUGAAGGAUUUUAGUGUAGGGGCGUAUAUUGAGGAGGUGGCAAAAACACAUACAAAACCUUCUUCACAUAAUAAAAAUUUAAAUUGUGAUAGUAAUUUUAAUACGGGACUAGAAGAUUUCGGUGAUAAAUUUGAUGAAAUAGAUUAUGAUAAAAUUGAUUCAAAUGAAGUUGGUUUUCCAAAACGAGAAGCUGUUGAUAUCGAAUUUCAAAAUUUAAAAUAUAGAGUACGAAAAUUUUCAUUUCAAGAAAAAAAAUUUGUCACAAAAGAAAUUUUACAUGGUGUUAAUGGAGUUUUUCGUUCUGGAGAACUCACAGCUAUUAUGGGGCCAUCAGGGGCAGGAAAAAGUACAUUAUUAAAUGCUGUCAGUGGUUUUAUAGCAACUUGUGUUUCUGGAAUAAUUCAAGUAAAUGGUGAACCAAUAUCAACACAUAGUGAUAGUUAUAGAAAAUUAUCAGCUUAUAUACAUCAAGAUGAUUUAUUGAGGCCUGUUUUAACAACUGGUGAAACAAUGAUGAUUGCAGCACAUUUUAAAUUGGGUUUUAAAGUUUCAAAGGAAUAUAAAUUAACACUUGUUAAGAAAAUCUUAAUACUAUUAGGAUUAGAGAAACGUUUCAAUACAUUUACAGUAAAAUUAUCUGGUGGACAAAAGAAACGUUUAGCAAUUGCAUUAGAAUUAAUUAGUAAUCCAUCCGUUUUAUAUUUAGAUGAACCUACAACUGGGCUAGAUUAUUCAUGUUGUAUACAAGUUGUUUCAUUACUAAAACGUUUGGCUAAUGAAGGACGUACUAUAAUUUGUACGAUACAUCAACCUAGUGCUUUAUUAUUUGAAAUGUUUGAUAAAUUGUAUACUGUUGUAUCUGGACAUUGUAUGUAUCAAGGACGUGUUAGAGAAUUAAUACCAUUUUUAAGAGAAAUGGAUUUAAUUUGUCCUAAUUAUCAUAAUCCAGCUGAUUUUCUAAUGGAAGUUGCAGUUGGAGAACAUGAUACAGAUUUAGAAAAACUUAUAAGAGCAGCAGAUAAAAAGUAUUAUGAAGAUUCAGAUCUUUAUGAAUUGGAUAAAUUAAAUAAAUUAAUAUGUAAUAUUAAAAUUAAAAUAGAGAAUUCUCAAAGUUAUCCAGAAAAUGAGAAAUUGAAUAUUUUAAAUGCAAAAAAUUCAAAUCACCAAAACAACAUUGAAUUAAGUGAUAAAAAGAAUGAAAAUGAAAAAACUAUUAAUUCACCAGCUAACAUUUUUAUUCAAUUCUUACUUCUUUUCCAAAGACAAUUACUUUGUUAUAAAAGAAAUUAUUUUAGUUUAUUUGCUAGAAUUAUAUCACAUGUGGUAGUAGGUUGUGUAUUUGGUUAUUUAUAUAGUAAUGUGGGUCCCGGUGCUACAACAGUUCUUGGAAAUUAUGUAUACAUAUAUGGAUCAGUUUUAUUAUUGGUUUAUACAGGAAAAAUGGCAGUUGUACUAUCACUUCCGCUUGAAAUGAAGAUGCUGAGUAGAGAACAUUUUAAUCGAUGGUAUAAAGUUGGACCAUAUUAUUUAUCAUUAAUAUUAUUCGAAAUACCAUUUCAGGCGAUAUGUACUUUGUGUUAUGUAUUAAUCACAUAUUAUUUAACUGGGAAUACAGAAACUGAUGCAUUCAGAUUGUAUUAUUUUUCAAUAUUAGCAAUUCUUGUAUCUUUGAGUGCUCAAUCAUGGGGUUUCUUUGUUGGUGCUACCAUGCCAACUAAGAUUGCUGUUUUUAUUGGUCCAAUAUUGGCAGUUUUAUUUUCUGUAUUUGGUUUUUGUACAAGAUAUAUUGAUAUUACACCAAUGUUAAGAUGGAUGUGGCAUUUAAGUUAUUUUCGUUUUGGUUUUCAUGGAAUAUUAAAUGUUGUUUAUGGAAUGAAUAGAGGAUUAUUAAAUUGUCCAAAACAAGAAGUUUAUUGUCAUUUUAAACAUCCAAAAAUAUUUUUAGAAUAUAUGAUGAUACAAGAUGUUACAAUGGAAUAUGCAAUGUCAAUGAUGGCAGCUGUUAUUCUAGUCAUGCAUUUCUUGACAAUAAUUGUUAUUUGGUACAAAUUGACUAAAAAAAACAUGACCGAUUCAAUAAAAUAUAAUUGCGGAACAGAAAUGAUUAAUCAAAAAAUGAAAAAAACUAAAAGGCCAAAUAACCUUCAAUUAAAAUUAUCAACAAAUUUAAAUUCAACAUAUGAUAAUACGACGGCUACAACAACAAUAACAACAACAACAUCAUCAUCAUCAUAUAAUCCUUCAACUUCUGAAAUAAAUACAAAAUCAAAUUAUACUAAUGCAUUACAAAAUAAUAUCAAAGGUUUAGAUAUUACAUUUAAAAAUUUAUGUUAUACAACAAAAGUAGAAUUUUGGAAAAAAGAAAAUAAACCAAUAUUACGUGAUAUAAAUGGCCAUUUUAAAUCUGGAGAGCUUUCAGCAAUUAUGGGACCAUCUGGUGCCGGUAAAAGUUCGUUACUUAAUAUUAUAUCAGGUUUCGUUGUGAAAAAUGUAACUGGAGAAAUUUUAGUAAAUGAUAAGGAACGUGAUUUAAAAUUUUUUCAGCCACAAUCAGCUUAUAUUACACAAGAUACAAAUUUACAUCCAUGUUUAAGUGUUGCAGAAGCAAUGAAUUUCUCAGCUAAUCUUAAAAUUGGAAAAAUUCUUUCAAAAUCAGAAAAACGUGAUCGAGUUAAAAAUAUUUUAGAAGCAAUUGGAAUGUAUGAAGUUAGAAAUGUACGAACAGCUAAAUUAUCUGGUGGUCAAAGAAAACGUUUAUCUAUUGCAUUGGAAUUGGUUAAUGAUCCUUUAGUAUUAAUCUUAGAUGAACCAACAAGUGGAUUAGAUAGUUCAACUUCAACACAAUGUGUUUCAUUAUUAAAAAAAUUAGCUUUAGAAGGACGUACUGUUAUAUGUACAAUUCAUCAACCAUCAGCAUUAGUUUUUGGUAUGUUUGAUCAUUUAUAUGCUUUAGCUGCUGGUCAAUGUAUAUAUGCUGGUUGUAUAGAAAAUUUAGUGCCAUUUUUAGGUGAUUUGAAUUUAAAAUGUCCAGAAUCAUAUAGUCCUUCAGAUUAUCUUCUUGAAAUUUCGACUAAUGAUUAUGGAUAUCAAAACGAAAGAUUAGUAGAAAAAAUUCAAAAUGGUUGUUCUGAUGCUUUUAGGAGAAGAGCUCAAACAAAAAAGCAAAUCGAAAUAAUGGGAAAAAUAGAUCAAAUGAUGCAAUCAGGUUUAAUGACACCCGUUACUGCUCCAGUACUACCAUUUAAAACAAAUAAACCGAGUAUGCCACCAAUUAAAGAAAUUUCCACAAGAUGGAGUGGCUCAAAUGAAGAAAAUAAUUCAACAAAAAUACUUUCAUCAUUUCCAAAAUCAUCAAAUUCAAAAAAAUUAAAAAAGCCCAGUAUUCAAAUUGAUCCGAUUUUAUUGUGCCAAAGACAAAAUCGUUAUGCUGCCUCAUUUUGGAGUCAAUUAUAUACAUUGUUAAUGAGAACAUUUUUAAUAUUAUGGCGAGAUAAAUCACUUACAGCAAUGCGUUUAUUAAUUCAUGCUGCAAUGGGCCUAUUUGUUGGAACACUUUAUUAUGGUAUUGGAAAUGAUGCUAAAAAUAUAUUUAAUAAUUUUCGAUAUAUUUUCUUUACAAUUAUGUUUAUUAUGUAUACUGCAUUCAGUUCGAUUAUUAUAAAUUUUCCAUUAGAAUUUAGAAUUGUGGCCAGAGAACAUUUCAACAGAUGGUAUUCAUUAAGAGCUUAUUAUGUAUCACUUGUUUUAGGUGAUAUUCCAAUUCAACUCCUGUGUACAUCAAUAUUUGUUGGAAUAUCAUAUACAAUGACUAAUCAACCAAUGGAAUUCCAAAGAAUAUCAUUAUUUUUUUUAAUGGUUGUUUUAUCAGCAUUAGUUGCACAAAGUGUUGGCCUUACAAUUGGAGCUUUUUUAAAUGUUAAGCAUGCUGUUAUAUUUGGACCAUUUGUUAUAUGCCCAUUUUUAAUAUUUUCGGGAUUUUUUAUUCAAUUAAAAGAUUGUCAUGAAAUGAUGCAUUGGCUAUUUCAUAUAUCAUUUUUGAAAUAUUCUCUGGAAGGUGCAACUUUAGCAAUAUUUGGAUAUUCCCGUCCAAGAAUGCAAUGUGAUGAAAUAUUUUGUAUGUUUGUUAGACCAAAGAGAUUUUUACAAGAAGUUGGUAUUGAAGAUGGAAGUUAUGAAAUUUCUUUAAUUGUAUUAAGUUUUUUAUUUUUAAGUUUAAGAAUAUUAGCAUUUUAUAUAAUGUCAUUUAGAUUAAGAUUAUUUAGAUGAAAUUUAUGUUUUUUUUUUUUGAUUUUGUUUUUUGAAAUUUGUAUAGUUUGUACAAUAAGUAUUUGUUAUGUCUGCAAAUUGUUGAUAUAUAUUUAGAAAAUUUGAUUUAUAUGAUAAUUUCUAGACAUACAUUUCGAAGAACAAUGAAAAAUUUACACAAACAGAAGAGUUACUAAUAGUAAAUUUUUAGUACAAAAAUUUUAAAUUAUAUAUGAGAGUAAAAUUAUAAUAAACAAU